Molecule: messenger RNA, 5413 nt
Organism: Styela clava
Lineage: Eukaryota; Metazoa; Chordata; Ascidiacea; Stolidobranchia; Styelidae
Source: RefSeq, a predicted model, not a curated record
AACCUUUUUUAUUUCCAUUUCAGUUUUGUUUCUUGCAUUAGGCGGAGUCAAAAUUGUUAUAAAUUGAUCUAGACUCAAAAUGGUGGGCCAAUGGUGAUAAAAGCGUAAGGUGGAGUGAGACAAAUUUCACAUAUAAAGCUUGAAGAGUAUCAAUGCUGUCGUUUGUCUCUAAUAAUACGAUCAUUGCUGAGUACAAUAUCCUCGUACGCCGAGAAAAACCAUUCUGCCAUUGUUGGAUUACAUUUACCUCGAAUGUUGAGGAACUUAUAAAAAAUGAAGGAUGUAUGAAUGAAUUCAGUGGAUGAUCCUAAAAUAAAAAAAUCAUGAAUGAAAACCAGAACAAUGCGAUUUCUGAGUGUGAAAGCAGUGAAACCAGACUGGUUAAUAAUAAUCCGCAGAUAAAAAAGAAAGGAAUGAAUCUGUUGAAAAAGAGCAAGCAUGAUCUUCUUCGAUUACUCAGUAUAUUAGAAGGAGAAUUAGAAGCUAGAGAUAUCUUUAUAUCUGCCUUACAGGCUCAACUCACCAACCAGCGUAAUGCGAGACAGCAGUAUUUUGUACAUCGACUGACUGAUCCAUUUCUAUCAUUACACAGAGAUGAUUAUGUUGCUGGAAAUUCUACAAAUGAUGAUGAGAAUCGGUAUUAUAAUGAACAGGCCUUUAUCGAGCCAUUACCACUUCUCGAAAAAGUUGUCUAUCAAUUCAAAUCUCAGCAACAGAAAAUGCAUCAACAAAUGUCUCUUGCAAGCAAGAUACAUAGAAAAAUGGCUCAUGAAUUGGCUGAAGAAAAACGUAAACAUGCUGCUGAUACAAAGACAGGCGAUGACGUAACUAUGGCUCUUGAGAAAGAGAGAGAAAGACUCAAUGCCAGUGUUUUAUGUGAAAAAGAGAGAACAAAACGAAUUGAAGGAGAAUAUAGAAAACUGCUCGGUUUAUGCAAAGAAGAGAACACAAAACAUAAAAUGAUUGUUGUAUCGUUAUUGGCUGAACAAGAAAGAUUGCGACAACAAUUAACAGAAUCUAAAGAAUUACAAAUUGAUAUAGAUUCGACAGAAACAGAAUUACAAGCAAGAUUACAUCAGGCUUUGAAAGAGAAACAAGACCUGGCAAUCAAGUUAAAAGAGGAACAAAACCGCUGUAGCAGUUUGAAAUUACAAAUGCGUAUUUUGCAAGAAAAAUCAACUCAGAGAAACUUAAAUCAAACAACGAACUCAGCUAAAACCGCACUUGAACAUGCUACGGAAUUAUACUCCUGCGGUGAUUCAGAGGAGAGUAUGACACCUGAACUACCUAUAAAAAUGUGCAAAGCACAAUCUUUUACAUCAUCUUUGGAUUCUAACACUGAGAGAGAUAUGGAUACAGUAGCGCACUUUUUUGCUAAGCAUCAUCCAAUGAGUGUGGCACAAAAUACACAAGAUGUAACUCUCAUACCAACCAGCAGUCACCCACCCAUUUUACUGGCAGAUGGUGUGGAGGGGGUUACGACAUCAGGGUAUUACAGCGUCAAGCCAGGUUCCACAAUCGCUGGUUUGGAAGCAAUGAGAUCAACUGCACAAAGUAAAGAAAUCCUGAAAAUGGAAUAUUGUAAUAAUAAUAAUGAUACCUCUGAUAAAUCCAAAGAGAUAAAACAAAAUAUAGUGUACACUGAUAUGCUCAGUGAUAAAACUGCCGAAUCUCUAUCCCUUAAUCUGAAACCCCAACCUCCGAGUGUCACUGUCCCACCCAAGCCGAAUCGAUUCGUCCCUGGAUCACCCCAUUAUUCACCUUUUCGUAGUCCACAAACAUUGUUUAAUGAGAAGACCCAUUCGCCUAUGACUUCGUCACCCACGUCCGGAGCUGCAAAUUUUGCAAUGAACUCACCAAAUGCACCCACUCCACCUCAUGGGUCGCCAUUUUCAAUCACUCGGACACCUUCAGUGAAAGGCCCCCAAAAAUUUACGCCUUCUAAAUUAGAUACCCCUGUAAAAUUAUCCGACUGGGCAUUGAAGAAUUCAUCACCGGGAAGGACUCCUAUAAAAUCAUCACCAAAUCCUAAAUUUCAAGCCACAAGAUUGAAGUUUCAACAAAAUAAUGGAACAGCUUUAAAAUCAACAGAUUCUGAAUUAAUUAAGCCAAUGAAAGAAAGUUUAGUGACGGAGAAGAAAAUUCAGACUAAAAAGUUUUCUCCUGUCAAUUAUAAAUCACAUUUUUCACAAAAGGUAUCACCAUCCAGUACUGUUACGCCAUUGUCCACUACAUUACCGAAUGUUUCAACCAUUUCAUCGAAACAAGAAUCAAUGAAUGAAAAUGAGAAAGUAAAACCAUUGCCACCAAAAACAAGGACUUCUUCUGCUCCACCAUCUAUCAAUACUGUAACUUCGGAUCAAGCAAGACCUCCACCUUUACCACCCAAGAAACCAAACCUCAACAGUGAAAAGCCAACCAAACGUAGCACUUCUCUCACAUCAGAAGUAAGAAAUUCAGCAGAAUCAUCAAGUUUUCAAAGGAAGGUAACAGGAAGUGUAAUAAAGAGAAAUACGUCAUCUCAGAAAACCAACUCCACAAAUUCAGAAAAUUGUAAUAAUAAUAGUAUCGGUAAUGGAAAAAGAGUCAAGGCUCCAGUCCCACCUUCUCUACCUGCUAAACUAUCAUCUCAACAACCACAAUUACCAACACCGCCAGCUGGACCAAGACAACCCUUAUCAACCCAACAGCGUGUAUAUCAGUCUUCAAAUGCCGACAGUAAUCCUAUGAUAUCUCCUGCUCCAAAUUCAGCAACAUCGAAAACACAGAAUACAUUUUUUGGUACUUGAUCUCAUUCAGGAAAAGGACAGUUUUUGAAAUUCCGCUAUGUUCAGUAUUCUCUUUAAUGCGCUUUCCGCUUUUACACCAGGGUCAGACAGACCCUCAAAAUUUUUGUAAAAAGUGAUUUUGCUGUUAUUGUAUUUUCGUAAAGGACACCAAAGCGCUUGAUAUGUAGUCCAAAAUUGCCUAAAUUUUUUGCAGUUUUCAAUAUUAUGCCAAUCCUCAUUUUUGAUCAUUGAUCUAACAUUUGAACAAUGCAUCCCUUUCCAGUAUAUAAACAAAAGUUUGUUGAAAAUAAUGAUUCUGAAAGUUCUGAAUAUGUUCAUCCAUUUCGUCUUGUCAUUAGUACGUAUUGUUGUAAUUAUCUAGCAAAACCCUUUUCCCAAGUCUUUUCAGAGAUCUUCAUGAAUAAUGUUAUUAGCCCAGAACCCAGAUUUCGAAGCUAACUAGUGAAACAAACCGGAGAAAGAUUCCAAAAUCAGAUAGUGUUUCUGUUGUUGCCAUACACGACAAGGCUCAUAAAUCGAGCAUGAUGUCAAUUAAACAAGAUUUUCUAACUGCGAAAAAUUAAACAUUGACUGGAAUUCCAUUCUAAUUACUGUAAUAUUGCAGUAAAGUAAAGUUGCCUUAGACUAAAAAAUUGAAAAAGAAAAAAAAAUUCAGAAAAAGGAAACAAAAAAUAUCAUGAAAUUGAAAUUUUAGUUGGCAAUUUUUUCUGUGGCAGCUUUUAAUCCUAUGAAAAAGAUAUAUUUCUACUCCAAAGAUAUGAAAUACAUUUGCACAUAUGUUAUUAUCAUUAUCGGCCUAAUCCCUGUCAUUACGCAGUCAUUUCUCAUAGUACAUUUUCAUUCAUAUAUUCUGCUUGUGCUAGUCUUUUCGUGUUCCUAUUACGUCUGCUUCAGUGCUGCUCAUCGCAAUUGACACCUGCCAGUUUUGUACAGAUAUACUUUCGUACCAAAUUUAAAUGAAUUCAUUUUUAGUCAAAGAUUUGCCAUUUCAUUUUGCAUCAUAUAAAACUGAUGAUUGGAACAGCAUGUUCAAAGCAUUGUCGAAAAGUGCUUGUCUGAUACGUAUAUCUUCGGUCAGAUGAAACAUUACAAAAUAGAAUGUUUGAAUAUCUGAUGGAAAAACCAAUCAUUUUUUUUAAUUUGAGUAAAAUUAUUGAUGAUAUUGGGAAUAAAAAUGCUUUAUUUUGCAAAUAUUGGUCCGGAGUGGUACUCCAUUUAGUGAUUCACGCUUUUGAAUCAACCAAUAUCCUUUUCUUGCAAAUCUUGUCUUAUAAAGCUGCAGUUAAUCAUGCAAAAGUCGCUUCAUAAUAUUUUCUCAUGCUUUUUCCAUAUUAUAGCAAUCAUGUAAUUCCAUGCAAUUUAUCCAUAACUAGCUUACUUAAUGUAAAUUUUCUCAAAAUUCACUUUUGGAUUGUAUAAUUUCUUAUUUUUACCAUUUGGCUACUCUACAUGCUAAUGGUUUUGAAGAAUUGUUGUUGCAAGUUUUGUUUUGCAUUGGAAACAUUUUGUAUAAACUUCAACUUAGAACUUAAGAAAAAGUUAUGUGAAUAUUUAACUUAGCAUGUCCUUGGUGUUCAUAUUAUCAUAUUUAAACAUCAUUUACCAUGGCCAUAGAGGCUUUCAUAAAUAGCAACCAUGUAUGUUCUGUUUUAUUCUCGUCAGUGACGAUGUCUGUAUAUUUUGUGGAUCAUAAUUAUAUUUUUCUGUAUUUUGAAUGGUUUUUAUAUUGUUAUAUAUAUAUUUGUAAUUAUGAUAUGUUGUCAGCAACCUAAUACCGAAUGAACAAUGAACUUGUGUUUCUGAAUUGUAUUGUUUUGCCUUAAUUUUCAUAGAGUGUCCCUGUUAAAUAAACCAUACGUCAGGGUUGUGGGCUCGGGAGAAAAUCAUUCAACUCCGAAGUUUGACUUCAACUUUGGGUUGUGAAAAAAUCUGGCUUCAGCUUCAAAGUGAACCAAAUUUUCCUUAUUUAUAUGCCAUCCUGUAAUAUACUUUAAAAAACGUUUAGUACUCGGUAAAGUAAAAAUACUAUAGUGAAAACAAGUCAAAACAGCUCGGCCAUAGAUUGUGUCUUAUCACCAAAGACAGUAAUUUGUUGUGAAACGUAUAUAUAUAUGGUCGAAGGAUGAUAAUUUUGAAUGAAAAUCUGUUCGACAUAUAGACCUGAAUAAUGAAAAAAAAUUGACUUGGCAUAGCAUACUUAUCAUGUUUACCAACAUUUGAAUUUUUUGGGAGUUUGGAACUGGAGAACUUUGAUCAACCUUCGUUUCGAAUUGUAAAUUUUUCCAGAUACCACAGCCCUGCUAAAAAUUGCAUUGUUUACGAAUGUGUUUCACAUCACCACCGACUUAUUUGGAAAAAUAUCACAUCUGAUUUAUUGGGAACAAGAGUAAGCGAUUAUUUAAUUCUUUUGCACUGAAUGACAAAUGCAAUUUUACCAAUGAACUGUUUGUUAUUUGUAGUAUUUGAUUGAUUUUUUAAGCUUUAACUUUGUUGUCUGGACGGUUAUUUUUACCUCAUUCCAUGACAUGCUGUGUUGUAAACUGCCAAUGCUUUUUCAUAUAAGUGGCAAAAUAGUAGCAAACUGAUCAAAAGUGUCUGAUGUGUGAUGAAUUGGGGUCAGCAUG